AUGUCUGCUAAAUUUGUUUCAAUCCCAGAAGCUAUUGAAGCGUUCAAGAAUGGAGAAUAUUUAAUCGUUAUGGAUGACGAAAGUCGUGAAAACGAAGGAGACUUGAUUAUGUCUGCCGAAUUGAUGACACAAGAAAAGAUGGCAUUUUUGGUCCGUUAUUCAUCUGGAUAUGUAUGUGUUCCAUUAUCUACUGAAAGAGCAGAUGCGUUGAACUUACACCCAAUGUUGGCGAACGAAACGGAUAGACAUGGUACUGCUUACACUGUUACCUGUGAUUACGCUGAUGGCACGACUACGGGUAUAUCUGCGCAUGAUAGAGCUUUGACUUCUACCAAAUUGGCGGAUCCAAAUUCGAAGCCGGUAGACUUCAUAAGACCGGGCCAUGUCUUGCCAUUAAGAGCAGUACCUGGCUUAUUGAAGAAGAGAAGAGGUCAUACUGAAGCUGGAGUUCAAUUGUGUGAGUUGGCAGGAUUACAACCAGCAGCUGUUAUUUGUGAAAUGGUGAGAGAUGAAGAUGGUUUGAUGAUGAGAUUAGAUGAUUGUACUAAAUUCUCAAAGACGCAUAAUAUUAAGAUGAUUACUAUUGAACAACUUGUCGAAUAUAUUUCGCAAUAA
Debaryomyces tyrocola is the source of this 615-nucleotide messenger RNA. NCBI's taxonomy places the organism in Eukaryota, Fungi, Ascomycota, Pichiomycetes, Serinales, Debaryomycetaceae. The record is from the annotation of a GenBank genome assembly.